Messenger RNA from Saprolegnia parasitica CBS 223.65, 1830 nucleotides. RefSeq lists its product as hypothetical. The coding region runs from base 23 to 1333 and encodes 436 amino acids. The transcript has 6 exons. The record is from RefSeq and is a predicted model, not a curated record. Gene Ontology annotation, cellular component: centrosome; spindle pole. NCBI's taxonomy places the organism in Eukaryota, Oomycota, Saprolegniomycetes, Saprolegniales, Saprolegniaceae.
GAGUUGGCUACUAAACGGCAAGAUGGACCGGGACCUCCUUGAAGAGACGAACGCGCUCUUGCGGCUCACGGGCUUUGGCGACCGCACCUUCAAGACCGUGCCCGAGCUCGUGGCCAGCGUCUCCUCGAUGAGCGUCGCGCUCUACGAGCGCCUCUUUGAGCUGCGUCUCGAGAACGUCGUGCGCGAGCCCAAGACGCUCGCUGACUACAGCGAGAACGCACAGCGCGUCGUCGACGCGCUCGCCGCCGCCAUGCUCUCGGACGACCUCGCCGACGUGACCGGCGCCAACGUCUGUGCUGGCGACUUGGCCGCGAUCCGGGACCUUGUCCGCGUUCUGACGCAUGUGUAUCAAAUGCUGCGCCGCUCGCAGCGCAACGACCACGCGUCUAGUGAGAGCGACCAUAGUCUCCACGAGACCUACUACAUCAAGCGAUCCAAGAAAUCGACAUUGAGCAAGCGCACCAAGCGACCGCCGGACGACGAUGCGUCGGGGCUGUUAGCCACGCAGGCGUACGGCCGGUACGUGCCAAUGCCCAGCGCAUCGUCGUCGACACGCAGCAGUCGCCGCGCGUCCAUGGCAUCUGUAUCCACCACAGCGUCGUCUCGGAAGCCAAAGCAAAGCCAGGCGCGGCGCGGCUCGCCACCAACCGCGGCCUUUGGCAGCGUCUCGUCAGUCUCGUUCACUGGCAGUGAAAAGGGUGAGCUGGACGAUACGUCCAUCUUUAGCUUUUGUCCCGACGAUGAGGACGAAGGCGACGAUGCGAAUGCAAAGCAAGGUACCGACGACGAUGGUGAUCCCGUCGAGGACGAGGCUGAGAGCGACACGCCGCUACCGCUAUCACUACCCGUGCACGCAACCAAGCACCCACGAACGACGAGCCCUCCGCCGGCGCCGGUAGCCGCAGCCAUGGACUUGAGCGGCGAUCGAUCGAGUCGUUCCGCGAAGCUCCGGCUUGAAGACAUGCUGUCGCACGGCGGGGUCUCCAUGGCUUCGCCAUCCAUGCUGCCAACGAAACGACUGCAGCCACAACCCCUCAUCGGCGCCACCGAGCGACUGCACCAAGCGCGGUACAAGGCCAUUUUGAACGACCACGUGCACAGCCUGCGCCUCAAAGAAAAGCAUGAGCACGAUAGGCUCGGGCGUGCGCUGCAGCAGCAACAGCAUGCGCAGCAAGUCGAACGCAUUCGCGCCAUCAAGAUUCACCAAGAGCUUCGGCGCCAGCGCAUUUCGCUCGGGUUGGACCAAAAGCGAGUCGAAGAGAAGCAUCUCAAAGAACCAUGGGAACGUUGCUCGAGAUGGAGCGCGACCGCGUGCGUCAGGAGCACGAAAUGACGGCCAUGGCACUUGACGCGAUUCAGCAAGACCACAAGAAGAAGGAAGCCGCGCUCGAGACCUUCUACGCGCAUCAAAUGGACUUGGCCAAGGAGCAGCGCGCACGGGAAGUGAAGGACCGGUCCCUCCUCGAACACGCCCACCGACUCGCCUCGGAGCAGCUUUUGCGCGAGACGCGGCUUCAGCGAGAGAAGGAGCUCCAGGAGAUUAUGGCGCAGCGGCAGCACUUGGCCCAAGUCCAGCAGUUUCGCCAGGAGCGCCGGUUGGAGGCAUACGUGGCAGCCUCCAAGAAGGCGACGCCCGUCUUGCACCUCGACGUCCAGAAGAAGGUCAAGGACCCUUUUUAUGCGGCCGCGAUGAAGGCCAAGACGACGGCCAAGACGACGACGACAUAUAGCCGCAGCAAUGUCGUUCGGCGCAUCUAUGGCAGUGGGAAAUAGUCUGCGUAUGGAGAAGCGAGUGUGUUGAGCAAAUUAGAGCUGUACAGUUCGAACAUG